Molecule: messenger RNA, 1743 nt
Organism: Chlamydomonas reinhardtii
Lineage: Eukaryota; Viridiplantae; Chlorophyta; Chlorophyceae; Chlamydomonadales; Chlamydomonadaceae
Exons: 4
Coding region: 350-517 (55 amino acids)
Biological process (GO): modification-dependent protein catabolic process; protein ubiquitination
Cellular component (GO): nucleus; cytoplasm
Molecular function (GO): protein tag activity; ubiquitin protein ligase binding
Source: RefSeq, a predicted model, not a curated record
GAUUACAGGACAGGCAGCGACAGUCUCCCGUUUCACAAACUUUCUCUAGGUGCUUUUCCUCCUUGAUGUGAAGUAUGGACAUAUCGACGAAACAACAAUUUCGAGCACUCCUUGAGCUCGCACUGUCGGCUUUGUGCUGGUGAAAUGGAGGGCCCUGCCCAGCCUGGCCCCCCAAACGCAGCAGGCUGUCGCUGGGAGAGGCUCCCGCUGCUGGCCCCCGGCGCCCGGCCCCAACAGCAGCGGCAGCCAGUCUGUGGUCCUGAGGCCGCUGUACGUGAAGACGCUGACGGGCAAGACCAUCACGCUGCAGGACGUGCACUCCGACCUGGACGUGUACGACCUGAAGUGCAUGAUUGACGAGCUAGAGGGCAUCCCACCGGACGAGCAGCGGCUCGUCUUCGCGGGCAGGCAGCUCGAGGACGCUGACACCCUGGCGUCCUACAACAUCUCAAAGGAGUCCACCCUGCAUCUCAUCCUGAGGCUGGGCCACCCAGGCGUGGCGAUCCAGGUGUCAUGAGGGGCGGCGGCUGGCGGCGGGAGUGGCGGGUGGGUGCUGGCGGGUGCGGUGGAUGUGGUGGCGGGUGGCGGGCGGCGGGUGGUGGGUGAUUGCCUGCUGUGGGCGCGGCUGAAGGGGUGGCGGGGCGGUGGCGGAGCGGUGGCGGGGUAGUGGCAGGGAGGUGGUGACUGGCCGGGGGAGGGGUGACAUUCAUGUUCUUAUCAGGAAAAGGGGCCGGGGAAGAGGUAGGUGUAAUGACGGGUAUCUGCCCCGGACCUCUGGGACGUGCCACCUACUACCAUCCGUAGUAGCAGGGUGUGCCACGCGAGCUGACGAACAGCACGAAGUGCCGCAGCGCAUGCGCGGAUGUGCACAUGUGUGCAGCUGGCAAUCGCAACUUGAGGUGCUGUGUGAAUUGCAUCGCGUUGUGCUGCAGAUUCAUAACAUGCUUUGGGAAUAGAUGCGAUGGGACGGGGUAAGUGGCAGGAUUGCGUAGUCCCGUGGUGUGCACAGCGUAUGCUCUGUUGCCAGAAUGUUUAGGGCUGGGUAGCGGUACAAGUGAGGCGGGCAAGGCCCAUUCCCUUACGGCUCUAGGCAGAAAGAAGCAAUGGGCUGAAGUGACGCUGGAUGAGUGGCCAGUCUGGUCGGUAGGGUGGCCGGUGUGCUCUCAGGCUUGACUGCCAAUAGACCUCUGAUGAUGACACGAGCUCACGCCGUCUGCUUUGUGAACGUGUACAGGAUGCGGAAGACUGGCUACAUGCAGCAGCCGUCCGUCAGCCCCCCUGGUCAGCCCGGAGCGAGCAGAGUGUCGGUGGAGGUAUUGGAUUGACAGAUUCAUAACAUGCUUUGGGAAUAGAUGCGAUGGGACGGGGUAAGUGGCAGGAUUGCGUAGUCCCGUGGUGUGCACAGCGUAUGCUCUGUUGCCAGAAUGUUUAGGGCUGGGUAGCGGUACAAGUGAGGCGGGCAAGGCCCAUUCCCUUACGGCUCUAGGCAGAAAGAAGCAAUGGGCUGAAGUGACGCUGGAUGAGUGGCCAGUCUGGUCGGUAGGGUGGCCGGUGUGCUCUCAGGCUUGACUGCCAAUAGACCUCUGAUGAUGACACGAGCUCACGCCGUCUGCUUUGUGAACGUGUACAGGAUGCGGAAGACUGGCUACAUGCAGCAGGCCAGUCCCCACCACCCCGUGAGGGGCCGGGAUCAGUAGUCCUUACCUUACUAAUGUGUGGAAAUGGACGGUCUUAACUCUUCAC